Oncorhynchus kisutch (coho salmon) is the source of this 6027-nucleotide messenger RNA. It is a transcript of the gene abcc13, whose product is annotated as ATP-binding cassette, sub-family C (CFTR/MRP), member 13. NCBI's taxonomy places the organism in Eukaryota, Metazoa, Chordata, Actinopteri, Salmoniformes, Salmonidae. Gene Ontology annotation, cellular component: membrane. The coding region runs from base 364 to 3468 and encodes 1034 amino acids. Gene Ontology annotation, biological process: transmembrane transport. The transcript has 20 exons. Gene Ontology annotation, molecular function: ATP binding; ATP hydrolysis activity; ABC-type transporter activity. The record is from RefSeq and is a predicted model, not a curated record.
UCUACAACACGCUUUACGCUCCUUCAACAUCCAUCAAUUCAUUCAGUCAGUCAUAGCCAUGCAACGACAAUGGGAACGGAUAUUUAAAAACUGCAAAGGCAAACAACAAAGAAAAGAGGUCACCAGAGGCGUAAAUUGACAAAUUGGGGCUUAUAUCGUUCUUUCAGGUUGUUUUCUGUUAUGAAAUGGACCAGAUCAUAGCCUGAUGUCGCGUGCUGCUGUCAGUCUGCUGCUGUGGCCGCGUGCAGAUGUGGACAUACUAGUACAUUAGGCCAUUCACCCCGCGAGCUAUUGUCCCCUCCAUCCUCUUCCACUCCAUCCCCUCUCUCGGGGCCAAACUGGCGUGUGCGUCCCUCCCCGGGUAUGUCUCUCCGUCUCUCCGCCAGAUGGGGCGGAAAACAGAAGCCUCUGGAGAGGGAUGUUUCCUUCCUCAGCCGUUUGUCCUACUGGUGGAUUUACAGAGUCGUGUCAGCAGGCCAUAGGAGGGGGCUACAGCUGUCGGACCUGUGUUGCCUUGGCGAUGAGGACUCAGCCCAGAGUUUAUGCUCAGCCCUCCAGCAGCAGCAGCAGCACCGGACGACAGAGGGACGGAGUCAUAGCCAAGAGUCAGGAGAGGAGGAAUCACUGGGUGGAAACACCUCCCACCCAGGUGUUCACCUGUCUGGCCCCGCCCUGCUGUGUCAUCUGUAUGGGUGGCUCCACCCCUCACUGCUCCAGGUAACCCUGCUGAGGAUGACCUCUGACCUACUGGCCCUCCUGCCCCCUCAGGCCCUCAGGUAUGGUAUUCUCUACUGUGAGAACCAGCCUGUCUUUGAUUGGUCUGGGCUUACCCAUGCCCUGGCACUAUUGGCUGCUGUAGUGUGCCACGCCCUGGUCCAGCAGGUGUGUGAGCGUCACAGCAGAAUGACUGAGGUCAGAGUUCAGACAGCGCUGACUGGAGCCUUGUAUAAACAGGCCCUGUCCCGGUGCAGUAUUCCUGGGUGUCUACCCUCCCCUGCCCCAUCGUUAACCCCACUCCGGGCUGACGUUGGACGGUUAGCAGAGCUCCCAGUCUCCCUGUCUGCCCUGUGGUCUUCCUGGGUGCAGGGGACAGUGUGUGUGUGUCUGCUGUGGAGAGAGCUGGGUCCCUCUUCUCUGGCGGGACUAGCUGUAUUGUUACUGCUGGUACCGCUCACCUCUGCUGUACAAUGCAGGGCAAGGCUAUUACAGAGAAGCCAGGAGAGCGUGAGGGGAGAAAGACAGCAGCUCGUGCAGGAGAUGCUGAACGGAAUCAAAACGGUGAAGUUGUUGGUCUUGGAGGCGUGGUUCCAGUGCAGAGUGGGCAUUGCCAGAGAGAAGGAGCUGGAGACGCUGAGGAUUCUGGGAUUCCUGACGGCCUUCUCCCUAUUGGACCGCGUCUGUGUGCCUUUCCUGGUGUGUGUGUCCAGUUUGGGUGUGUAUGUGCUGGUGGAUGAUGGUAAUGUUCUGACAGCGUCUCAGGUGUUCACCUGUGUGUGUCUGUUCACACUGCUACGCUCACCUUUUAACCUACUGCCCUCCCUGGCACUGCACCUCACACAGACCUGGCACUCCCUCUGUCAUCUGGACCACUUCCUCUUCUCACAGGAAGUCUCUCACACAGAGAAUGGCACUCUUUCAGAGAAUGGGGUCAAGAAAAGCUGUCUCGAGGAGCACUCAGAUCGGUGCAGUAAUGAGACCUUGAGAGAGACAGAAGCAAACACUGUACAUCUGCCCAAACAUGGUGUGAGCAGUGUGUGUAUUCGGCUGUAUCUGCAUGUGUGUGGCUUGGGCUGGGUGUUGUUGACUGUAUUAUCCCAGGUGUGUGUUUGUGUGGUGGGUGUGUGUCAGACCGGUCUGUUAGCCGUGUGGACCAGACAGGCUAAAGAACUACAGGGGCUGGAGGAAUGGAGAGAACUACGAGACUCACGACUAUCUGUCUACGCUGUACUGGGGCUGCUGCAAGCUCUGUCCGUGUGCUGUGUAGCAUUAGCAGUCACUGGUGGUUCUCUGAAGGCGUCUGCCAGUCUCCACUCUGAGCUGCUCUUUGCUCGGCUCCGCCUUCCUCUCAGAUUCUACCAGAUCACGCCCUCUUCUCUGGUCCUGCGCAGCCUAUCACAGGAGAUGUACGUGAUUGACGAGCUAGUCCCCACCAACCUCCUCUCCUGGCUCUCCUGUUGGCUGCAGGUGUUUGUGACAGUGCUGCUGAUUGUCUACAUCUCCCCUCUCUUCAUCCUGAUAGUUCCGGUGCUGACUUACCUCUUCCUCACAAUACAGUCAUACUACAGGUCAGUCUCGGGUCAGGUGAGGAGGAUGGUUUCAGACUCUGCCUCCUCUCUCUCAUCCCUCCUUUCUGAGUCACACAGGGAUGAGGUCACCAGUGGUAGUCAUGACGACCCCUUGACCCGUUGCUAUGGUGCCCUCAACGAGCACCUGGUGUGUCGCUACAACUGCAUUUUAUUGGACAGGUGGGUAUCAGUGUGGUUGGAUGCCUUUGCAGGACUGGUUCUGUUCCUGGUCUCUGUGACUCUACUGGACUCUGAGGUAGACCCCAGUACUGUAGGACUGGUCCUGACUUACACCCUCAGCCUGAGAGAGGUUCUUCAUCUCCUGGUCCAAGCAAGCUGUGGCGUAGAGAGCAGUGCUGGUGCCAUCCAGAAGAUGGACCAACAUGCACACAUGGAGAGAGAGCCCCCCUGGUCUGUGCCCUGUAGAGCACCCCCUAGCUGGCCAAAGGAGGGAGUGGUGGAGUUCAGGAGCUAUGAGACGGAGCUUAACCCAUCACCCGCUGAACUGUCUUUUUGCACUCGGACCAGAGAGAAGGUUGGUGUGGUGAGCAGAUCAGGAGCAGAGCUGGAUGCCAUAACCAGUUCUCUCUUCCGAUUGGUGGAGGGCCGAAGGGGCGUGUUGAUGAUUGACGGGGUGGACAUCUCUAGUGUGGGACUCCAUGACCUUCGCAGCCGGUUGGCGGUCAUAGCUCGGGUUCCAACUCUGUUCUCCUGUUCACUGCGCUCCAACCUGGACCCCUGGGGUUGCCAUGGGGAUGCCCAGGUGUGGCAGGCACUGGAGAGGUGCCACCUGAAGGAAAGGGUCAGCUUGCUGCCAGGACAGCUCCUCUACCCACUACAACACGGAGGGGCCGGGCUCAGCUCCAGUGAGAGGAGGCUGCUGUGUGUGUGUCGUGCCCUGUUGAAGGACUGUGUUGUCCUGGUAGUGGAGGACCCUGUUCCCCCUGUAGACGUCCACACUGAGAGGCUGCUCCAGAGCAUCAUACACACACACUUCUCCCACUGCACCGGGCUGUAUCUAACACAGAACCCUGGGAAUGUCACACACACUGACAGGGUGUUGGUGUUAGAUGGGGGACGUGUGGCUGAGUUUGACUGCGCCUCUGCUCUCCUCCAGAGGGGGGCACUGUUCUCCCAGCUGCUCUCUGAGACACAUAGAAACCAAGACACAGAAGAAGAGUGAAGAAUGAGGGUGGAAGUUGGUAUUAGGAACAGAACUAGGAUCAUUUUACCCAUGAUCAUAAUGAUGCUGGACUAGCUGUUUGAGUUUGCUCAGUUGUUUGAAGCAUGGGGUUCCAACACUAGAGUAAUAACACCAGAGUUGUGGGUUUCAACACCAGAAUAAUAACACCAGAGUUGUGGGUUUCAACACCAGAGUAAUAACACCAGAGUUGUGGGUUUCAACACCAGAGUAAUAACACCAGAGUUGUGGGUUUCAACACCAGAAUAAUAACACCAGAGUUGUGGGUUUCAACACCAGAAUAAUAACACCAGAGUUGUGGGUUUCAACACCAGAGUAAUAACACCAGAGUUGUGGGUUUCAACACCAGUGUAAUAACACCAGAGUUGUGGGUUUCAACACCAGAGUAAUAACACCAGAGUUGUGGGUUUCAACACCAGAAUAAUAACACCAGAGUUGUGGGUUUCAACACCAGAGUAAUAACACCAGAGUUGUGUGACACUCUGGAUAAAAGCAUCUGCUAAAUGACCAUAUUAUUAUAUUACCAUGUGUUAAGUGCCCCUCGUAAGAGGAUCCUAAAGGGCUAUACAUUGUGAUGAGGUUACUUACCUCAUCCUCUACCAGCAGCGUCCAUCUUGGCUCAAUGGGGCUAUCUGGUUGCCGUGACUGUGAUGCUUUUGCAAUAUGGUCAAUGUGAAACUGAGUUAUAGAGGAACCGCAUGGACUGUGGCCAGGGCUUUAAGUGUACUCAGACUAUGUGGUGAUACAGGAUCAAUAGUAAAAGUACAACAAAUACAGCACAGUAAGCACAGCACUCAAUACAUACAGCAAGUUUAUCUCAAUGACUGACACCAGCACAACAAACUACUGCCUGGACUACAGACUCUCUCUCUGUGUCUCUCUCCCAACCCCCUUCUCUUAAUUUAUCUUUCAUUUCUCUCUCUCUCUCUGUCUCUCUCUCUCUCUGUCUCUCUCUCUCUCUCUCUGUCUCUCUCUCUCUCUCUCUCUCUCUCUCUCUCUGUCUCUAUCUCUGUCUCCCAACCCCCUUCUCUUAAUUUAUCUUUCAUUUCUCUCUCUCUCUGUCUCUCUGUCUCUCUCUCUCUGUCUCUCUCCCAACUGCCCUUCUCUUAAUUUGUUUGAUCUCUCACUCUCUCGCUCCCGGUUAGGCAUAAAUCUGUUCUGAUUGAAGAGGGCUUUUAUUGACCAGGAUUAUCCGUCCAGCUCUGUAUCUACUGUUACGGGUACAUUCAGGCUUGGCCAGUACUGUUUAUACAAAAUCUCUACAAUGUAUACAAAAUGUAUUGUGUCCUUUUGAACUCAUUCUGACGAUACAUGAUCAAUUGUAGCUGAUCAUCGCUGUGUGUGUGUUUCUAAUGAACAUCAAAUGUUGAAGGUUCUAUUUUCUUAAUUUUACCCUGAGCUUUAAAAUGCAAUGAUUACUCAUAUCUAUAAUUACCAGAACCUCCGUGUGUGUGUGUGCUCUUGUUGAAGCACAGGACUGAUAAGUUUAAUUGGCAGGCUAAUCACUUUAACAAAGUACGACUAAUAACUGACUGGGGUAACCCACACACACUCUUCAGUGUGUGCGUGCGUGUCAUGUCUCAUCAUCGAAAAUGCACAAUUAAACACGACGUCAAUGAAUCACAUAAAGCUUUUUUAUUGAGUUAUCUCGUCACAAAACAAGUUAUGGGUGAAAAAGGUAUCUUUCAGUUUCUACAAGGCUCUUUAUAAACUCUGUUUUCAUCUCUGGCUGUGGGUAGACAUGCUAGCAGGACAGUGACUGCAUCACAACGCUGAGUACAAAACACGCCACUUCUUAACAACACAUUCACACACAGGCUCCAAAACGUACCACACCAUCACCAGAAUCUAGUCUCAUAUAUGUACCACUGAUCUACUGUAUGUGUUUCUAGAACCUCUAGAACCUAAUGUAUGUACAACACUCCAUCCAACACAUACACACUGAAACAUACACAAAUCCCUUAUUAAAACCUUGUUCAAUGGUUGAGCGUGCUACACGUGUGUUUGCCUUUGAAAGAAAACACAUGUAGUACUCUCAUAUAUUCCAUCAUAUGAAAGCAAUAACACAGGACAUCGGAGGAUAAGUUGAGAUGUAUGGCAUGUAUCAAUAUUUAGCCAGGUGGAUAAUCUCUCACAUUAGACAAUGCUUAUACGGAAUAUAAAAUAUAACAUUGUAGACCAUGUAACAUGCACAAAACUGCACUUACAGUAUUCAUAUCAGGCGGUGAUAAAUAUUGGAUAAAUACUGACUGUUUCAUCCAUGAGAUAUUUACUGGCAUUAUGCAUUCAAUUAGAUUGGAUCAUGGACAUUUUUUUAUUUUUUUCAGGACAUUUAGGAAAGUCAUUUAGCUGACUGAUCUGUCUGAGACAUAGCUCCCCAGUGAGGGAACAGAGAGUUAAGCUAGUACUAAACCCUGAACAACGGGAAGCAGAUCAAACAACACACUUCAAUAUCCAUUUUAAAGUCCUAUUUCCCUAUUUCCCCCUCCCUGCCUCUUUCCCUCUCUCUUUUUAUCUUUUAUUCACUUUCCCUUAAAUGUU